CGCGCCGCGGCCGCUUUGCCGCAGCUGGGAGAGUCACCGCCACCAGCUCCAGCUCCAGCUCCAGCUGUUCCCCCGCCACCAGCUCCAGCUGUUGGCCGCUGCCUGCCCGGCCGCCUCCCCUCCGCCUGCCCUCGCUCCUGCUGCAGCAGCAGCGACCAUGACAGGCAUCGCGGCGGCUUCCUUCUUCUCCAACGCGUGCAGGUUCUCCGGCUGCGGGCUCCACUUCGACUCCCUGUCGGAGCUCAUCGUGCACAUAGAGGACAGCCACAUCGAUACAGACCCCUGUCUCCUGGAGAAGCAGGAGCAGCAGCAGCCGACAUAUGUGGCCCUCAGUUAUAUCAACAGGUUCAUGACAGAUGCUGCGAGACGAGAACAUGAGGCCCUGAAGAAAAAGGUGCAGCCCAAACUGUCUCUGUCGGGCGCUCUGUCCCGCACCAGCGUCUCCACGCCGCCCCGCCACAACAGUGGGAACCUCACUCCUCCAGUCACCCCACCAAUCACCCCGUCCUCUUCUUUCCGCAGCAGUACACCUACAGGAAGUGAAUGUGAUGAAGAAGAUGUAGAGUUUGAGGAGUCUGACAGCGAUGAAUCAUGGACCACAGAGAGCGCCAUCAGCUCCGAGUCCAUCCUCAGUUCAAUGUGCAUGAAUGGAGGCGAUGAGAAGCCUUUUGCUUGCCCCGUUCCAGGCUGUAAAAAAAGAUAUAAGAACGUGAAUGGAAUCAAGUAUCAUGCCAAGAACGGCCACCGAACCCAGAUUAGGGUGCGCAAGCCUUUUAAGUGCCGGUGUGGAAAGAGCUACAAAACCUCUCAGGGUCUCCGCCACCACACCAUCAACUUCCACCCACCCAUCUCUACGGACAUCAUCUUUAAACUGCAGCAGUAGAGACUGAGUGAACGACCAGCACUGUCACCCAGAACAUGCUCACACCCAUCUGAACACCAUCAUCACCAGCAACGGUUUCUCAUUCCUCUCUCUCCCUUUUUUCACCCUUUUAUUUUAUUCCUCUUAGCUGUGACACUAUUUUGAUUGCAUGAUGUGAAUAUAUUAUCAUUCAGCCUUAAGUUUUAUUUUGAAUUGGUAAAUCUUUAUGUAGUUCAUCGUUUUGUAUUUUGCACAUUUAAGCUAUCACUUAUCAUUUUAUGGCGCUCCUUGUUGAUGUGGGCAAAUUAUAGGUUGGAAGAUGUCCAGGUCACGAAUAGCCCCGUGCAGUACGGCAUUCAGCUUGGAGCGGAAGAAGAGGAAAGGUUUGGAUAUUUUUGUAGCAAAAAAAGAGCCACCACUACCUUGCCUCAGUUUUGUCAGAGUGACAUAUGAGACUAAAAUGUGACGGACGUGCAAGAAAAAUGAAUGUGUUGUAGCAUUAGGAUCCAACAUUAGACUUAUUGUGACUAUUCACUUGUUGGACUUCCUUUCAUAUUAAAAAAAUAUAUACUGUGGUCAGUUUUACAGCACUUGUACGUGAGUGUCAAGGGAUUAUCUCAGGUGAUUUUUUUCUAUCAUUUCAGCGCCACAAUCCUGCCCAAGUGUUCCGAUAGUGUUAAUGCUGUUCAGGUCGAUCAUGACAACUCUGUCAUUUGUCCUCAUCUUCUUGAUCGUAGAGGACUUAACAGUUUUCCUUGCUACUUUACAAAAAGGAAGCACUUUUUGUCAACAUUGCCAAGAAAAUUAGCAUUUUUGCCAAUAUUUUCUUUCUAAUGUAAAUACAGUGAGUGGAAAUUUACACGUUCUACUUUGGUCCAAAGAAAAAGUGUACAUGAAUCCUACAGUGUUUUCUGUAUUGUGAGAUGGUUCUUUUGUUUUUGUUCUUUUACUGUAUGAACAAAAGCAGUUGCCUUGAAUUAUCAAAAAGUACAGUGCAUGCCUUCAUUUUUGUUGGUUUAUACAAUCUAAGCUAAAGGCCGGGCCAGUUCGUUGCAUCUUUAAUGUCUGUGUUGCUAGACAAAUAUCUCAAUGUCUUGAAUAACAGGAAAGAAAAGGAUGAGACUGACCAUAUAUUCAGCCCAGUGACAUCCUGAGUCUGUGUUUUUGGACAAUGAAAAUCAUAUAAAACUUUCUCUGUGCCAUAACAACAAUGUCUGACAUCCCUGAAGAUAAUAACCUAAAUAAUGAUAUCCAUGAACUGCAACAAAUAUGCCAGUGAUUUCCAACCCAGUAUCUGAAAAAGGUGGGACAUUUAAAUCUUUUAUCAAUCUGAAAAAUGGCACAUGGGCCAGAAAUUAGAUUUUGAUUAACGUAUGGCGUAUUAUGCAUUACAUCGUUGUACGGAGGGCAGUUUCUUGCUGAGAUAAGCAAAAGCUUGCAUGAAAGAGACCCCAGAAUGAAUAAAAAGGAUUCAGCAUCAAUGGUGCCUUCACAGAUGUGCAGGUGUGCUGCGUGGGCAAAUGCACAUCCUCACCAUUACAGAAGUUAACUUUGAACUGCCAUGAAAACAAGCUGGAUGGGCUCCAUCCUUUGCCCAAAAACCAUGUCCUCAAUUUCCAGAAUUUUAUUUUAUUUUUUUUAAUCCACCUUCACAUUUCAUCCACUUUUAACGAGGUGUCGGUGAAGGUGCCGACAUUUUCUGGAUCACGUUUGCAUGUUUUUCUCUUUGGAUGCCAGUUUUAACUCGAGCAUUUUCAGAAAUGUUUCCCGAUCACCUGCACUAACUCCCAUUCCACAUUGGGUCUGAGUGGACCUUUACAUUAUGUGCCAUAGAUGAUGAAACUACCAAAUGUUGUUUCAUGCAGUACUCUAAAAUUGGUGAGCUAUUUCCCCACAGUCACAGUGCAGUCACUGCUCUACUUCUCUUACAUAGUUGUUUUACCCACUCAUGAUACUGACAUGUUGCCCAUAACUAGUUUUGAGAUGGUACACUUCAUUAUUUAUUUUUUUUGUUUUUUUUUUGCCCCGUCCCAAUUUUUUUUCCAAGUCUAUUGCUUGCAUCACAUUUAAAAAUAGCUCUACUUUUUUGUUAACCAGGUUUCCAAAUCUGAUACAUUGUCUUCGGUUUUAUAUUGGGUCUAAAUUAAUUGCAAAUCUUUGCAAUCUAGUUAAUAGUCCCACAUCCCAAUUUAUGUGUGGGUGGGUGUGUGCGUCUGUCUGUAUGUGGGGAUUAUGGUUUAAAACUCUCCCACUUAGUUAAAUCUUCAGAGCAUAAAUACUAUUGAAAAAAAAUAAAAUGGAAAAAAAAAUCCCAAACAUUUCAGCUUUGUGCCAAUAUGAUACUGUCAGUAUGGAGAAAAGUUUGAUGUAAUGUACAGUGAAUGUAUUAUGUGUAUAAUGUAUGUGUUAAGUGCUUUAAAUUAUAUUUUCAUAUAUUCUUGAAGAAAAAAAAAGUGUGUAAAAAGCCAAAACCAGAGGUGGUGUUGUACUGUAUUUCUUCCAAAAGCUGCUUCGUGUAAACGUUUGUUAUAUUUUUCAAUAAAACAUCCUCUGACUCCUGU
Messenger RNA from Cololabis saira (Pacific saury), 3423 nucleotides. It is a transcript of the gene jazf1b, whose product is annotated as JAZF zinc finger 1b. NCBI's taxonomy places the organism in Eukaryota, Metazoa, Chordata, Actinopteri, Beloniformes, Belonidae. Bases 158 to 883 code for a protein of 241 amino acids. The transcript has 5 exons. The record is from RefSeq and is a predicted model, not a curated record. Gene Ontology annotation, cellular component: nucleus.